Chelonoidis abingdonii (Abingdon island giant tortoise) is the source of this 4196-nucleotide messenger RNA. It is a transcript of the gene ARMC5, whose product is annotated as armadillo repeat containing 5. The record is from RefSeq and is a predicted model, not a curated record. Gene Ontology annotation, cellular component: cytosol. Gene Ontology annotation, molecular function: protein binding. Lineage: Eukaryota; Metazoa; Chordata; Testudines; Testudinidae. Gene Ontology annotation, biological process: anatomical structure morphogenesis.
CCCGUGGGCCUCUCCCGCGAUGGCAGCUGCAGCCGGGGGGAGUUGCCCCGCCGAAUCGCUGGGCUACUGCCUGGCCCAGCUGCGGGGCGGAGCCGAGCCUGGGCUGGGCCGGGCCCUGCUGGCCCUGCGGACCCGGCACAUCAAGCAGCCCGGCGGGAUCGAGCGGUUCCGGGCCCGCGGGGGGCUGGGGCCCCUGCUGGGGCUCCUGGCUGGGGCCGUCCGGCCCCGCCGCACCCUCGACCUGGCCCUCAGCAUCCUGGGCAACUGCUGCACCGAGGGGGGGAGCCGGGCCCAGGUGCGGGAGCUGGGGGGGAUCCCCUCCCUGGUGAUGAUCCUGAAAUCCCUUGGAGUCGAAAGUAUCCACAACCGGACAGCACGGGCCCUGGGCAACCUGGCCAUUGAUAUAGAGAACCUGCAGGCCAUCCAUGAUGCCGGCGCGGUGCCACCCCUGGUGCAAGUCCUUGCCAGCUCCCAGGACAGCGAGUGCCUACAGAGUGUCAUUCGGGCCCUGCGCAACCUGGGCGCCACCCCAGCGCACCGCCUGGCGCUGGCCCAGCAGGGUGCAGUGCGAGUCAUCUCCGAGCGCCUGGCUGCCAGCCCUGACGAUCCCGCGCUGGCUGCUGCGGCCGCCCGGGCCCUGCUAGAGCUUACCAAGGGGUGCAGCCGGGACUGCGCCGAGCAGCUGAGCCUGGGGGGCGGGGUGGUGCCCCUGGUGGCGUUAGCCGGGCAUAGCAAGCGGGCAGUGCGGGAGGCGGCCAUCUCAGCGCUGUCCAAUCUCUGCCUGCAGGGCAUGCUGCGGCCAGCGGUGGGCAACGCUGGGGGCGUGGCAGUGCUGGUAGGGGAGAUCCAGCGCAGGCGCGGGGCGGGAGCCGCCGGUGCCAUCCUGCAGCCCCUGGUCAGGGCACUCUGCCUGCUGUGCCGAGAGGCAAUGAACCGCAGCCGGGUGCGGGAGGCCGGCGGGCUGGAGCUGCUGCUGGCGUUGCUGCAGGAUGGGCGCCAGCGAGGCUGCCACGCCCGCGUAGUCGUGGCCUUCGUGGCCUUCUUCUACGACCAGGAGGCACUGGAGGUUCUGCAGGCCGGCGGGCUGGUGGCCCUGCUGGUGGAGCGGCUGGUGGCCCAGGGCCAGUGGGCUGCACGCUGUGAGGAAGAGGCCAAGGAAGAGGACGGAGAAAGCGAGGAUGAGCGGGAUGCUGCGUCCUUUGACUUCCCCCCUGAGGGGCGACGGGAAGGUGGUGCACCAGAAGGGGAGUCACCCAGUUUCCAGAGACUCAGGUCCUGGCUGCUCUCCGAGGGUUACAUUGCCAGUCCCUGCGACCUCUCCCCUCAGUGGUCCCCCGACAGCUCCCUCAGCCCCACCCUCGAGCUGCAGGAUGACAUGCCAGGACCUGGCCGGCUGCCUGCGGGGCUCGACUCGCCCACCCACUUAGCUCCUCCGUCGCUGGAUCCGGCUACCAGGGUGCAGUGCUUGGCACCUGUGGCAGAGCUGGACUCAACUGUGGCUGAUGGGAGCCAUGUGGCAGAGACUCCAGAUGCUGAGGCACCAGCCCUGGCACAUUUGGCUACAGCCAGAGCUGACAGGCACUAUCCAGCAGCGUUAAUGCCAGGCAGGGCACUGCGUUUGGCUGCCAGGCCCCAUACGGCAUUGCCAAAUCCAGUCAGGAUGGGUGAGCACAGCGCAGCCCCCGUGGUGCUGCUGGCAACACCAAAGUCCACUGGGACCAAGAAAGAUCAACUGGCACAGAUUACACUGGAUGCUGCCAGCAGCACCCGGAACCUGCAGGCUCAGUUGCCGCUUGCAGCGACCCCGAAUGAGGAGCUCUCACCAAACUUCGCUCUGACUGACCUGCAAAAUCCAGCACGGUUCCCGGCUGCGGCAGCCACCGAAGAGUUGUGUCCAGGCACACUGGUUCCAGCAGGGCCUGGCGGGCAUGUCACAGCACCAUCAGACAAGCCAGGCCCAGCGCUGGCACCACCAGUUCCCACAGGGACCAGCCGGUCCGAUCCGGCACCGAGCCCAAUUCCCAAGGAUCUGCGUCUGGUUUCUCCGGUUCCUACUGGGACUGAGCAGCGCCUCCUUGCCAAUGACUUCCUCGAGCCCCAGCCCGCUGCUUUUUCCUCGCGGCGCCGCACCAAAUCACGUCCCCAUCCGGACGCGGUCCCCUGCACUCCAGCUCCGUUCCAUCCCCCGAGCGAGGUCCUGGCCCCGCAGUUCUUGCUGUGGGGAGGGGAGGAGGAGCUGUCGGCCCCCGAGGCACCGGUCCUGCUGCUGCUCUCCCGGUUUUCCCAGGCCGAAGACCCCAGCCGGAGCCUGGUGACUGGCCCAGUGCUGCAGGGGCUGCUGGCCUAUGUCACCGGAGCCCCAGCCCCGCUACCCCGCUGCCUGCGGCUGCUGCAUCAGCUCACGUGCAACCCCAUCUGCCUGGAGGCGUUUGUGCGCUGCCACGCCCCCUCCCUGCUGCGGGCCUGGCUGGUGCUGGGUGUGCCCCCAGAGGAGGCUGCCGCCGUGGGAUGUGAGACCCCCAGAAGUCCAGGCAGCGGGCACCGGCGGUUCAAGGAGUUGGGCGAGACCCUGCUGUGCAAUCUGUGCGUCCAGGCUGAGUCGGCCUUUGGGGCGGGCGUCCUCACCCACAUGCUGCUCUCAGGCACCGAGGCCGACCAAGUGGCCUGUGCCGUGGCCCUGCCCCUCAUCUGCAGGAAGAAGUCCCUCUGCCGAAGGCUGCUCCUGGAACACUCUGGCCUGCGCCUCCUGCUGGCUGCCUUGACACAUGGCACCGACCCGCCCUUUACCUUCUAUGCCGUGGACUCGCUCUCCCUGCUGCUGGGUACUGCUGCCCCCAUCCCUGCCCCGCCUGCCCCCAAGCGCUCCCGGCUGGCAGCCUCCCCGCCGUGCCACUACGAGCGGCUGGUGAAGGCAGGCGGGGCGGACCUGCAGUUCCGGUUGGACUCGGGCACCCCGGUGCCGGCCUCGCGCCAGGCUGUGUGUGCCGACUCCGAUGUUCUGCGGGCCAUGCUGGCAGGCGGGUUUGCUGAGGCACGCCAGGCCCUGGUGCCCAUCCACGGGGUGGCACCUGCCCCCUUCCUCGUGCUGACCCACUUCCUGCAUGGCUGCCGGGGUGAGCCGUGCCCGGCCCUGGGAGGCCCGUUCCCACCUGGCGAAGGGGAGCUGGCGGAGCAGACGCUGGUGGUGGCUGAGCAGUUCCUGCUGCCCGAGCUGCAGGAACUGGUGGAGGAGGCGUUGUGCCAGCAGUACCUACGCCCUGGUGCCAGCCUGGACCAGCUGUACCGGCUUGGGGAGCGGCUGGGCCGGGGGCAGCUGCUGCGGCGCUGUGCCCGCUACGUCCUGCUGGGGGCGUCGGAGGAGCCCACCAGCCGAGCAGCCGCACUGGCGCAGAUCCUCCGAGUCACCGGUGACCCCAAGGGACUGGCCCAGGAGCUGCUGGCAGUUGCCAUGGAGACGCCAUGGGGAGUGGGCACUGAUGGGACCUAGGCUAGGGGGCUGGCUGAGGGCACUGCCCAUGUCCCUCUGGGUUGGGGGCUUGGCUUAAGGCACUCUCUGUACCCCUCUGGGUGCGGGCGGUUGGAAACAGAGGAGUGGGGAGGUUGAUGCUUAGGAUAGUGGAGGGUGACUGAGGGGGAGAAAUGGGGUAAUGGCAAGGUAAGGAAUGGGGAUAUGAGACCCCAGCGGUGAGAGGAAUCAGGGCAAUGACCACUGACCCCCAGGAAAGGUUGGAAUCCUUCUCUGUUGGGUGAGUCAUUCCUGCCCCCCCCUCCCCCGGCCAUGGCACAGGGAGGGAGCUUGCCUGAAAUCUCACCUGAGGAAGAGAUCAUGGCGUAUUGGGGGGGGUGCCCCUACUUUUGCGGCAUGGGGCACCUCAAUUCCCCCACCUGAGACCACGGAGAGCAGUUUGGGGGGGGCUUGACUGGAGAGGGGCUCAGUCCCUGAUCUGCAGGGUACCCCUCAGUCACUGAACCAGGGCAGUGUGUGUGCUUUGUCUGAACUGGGAGAUGCCCCUGUCUUCUUUCCUAGGUCCUAGGUAGGGCAGCUGUGGGGGGCGCUCAGCGGUACCACCCAUGCUGCGCGGAGUAGCGACAAGCGGCUGGGGAUGCUUUCUACUGGUGAGGGGAUGGGUGUGUAAGACUGGAAUGUAUUGAAUAAGCUACUGUACAUGGAGAAAUAUAGGCCAGGCUUCACCACG